This is a messenger RNA of Lucilia sericata (common green bottle fly), 3203 nucleotides long. RefSeq lists its product as uncharacterized. The record is from RefSeq and is a predicted model, not a curated record. The transcript is spliced from 6 exons. Lineage: Eukaryota; Metazoa; Arthropoda; Insecta; Diptera; Calliphoridae. Gene Ontology annotation, cellular component: cell surface; extracellular region. Gene Ontology annotation, biological process: anatomical structure development. Bases 1030 to 2631 code for a protein of 533 amino acids. Gene Ontology annotation, molecular function: signaling receptor binding; calcium ion binding.
CUUCUGAUGAGAUGUUCUUUUUGUGGAUCAACAAAUUCUUUAGAAAAUAUUCAAUGUUUUCUUUCCUUCAAAUUCUGAACUGCAUAAAUACCCAAACAUUUCCACCAAUUCUUAUAAAACAUGUUUGCUGCUGUUCGAUGAUCGCUUAUAACAUGCUCGCAACAUGUAACAAAUGAAACUUUCAGUUUCACAUGCUCAACAACAAACGAUCAACGACGAGAUUUCAGUUCUUUAAAAACUUUGCGUGCGAAUGGACGUUUAAACGAAAAAGUUUUGGGAUUUGUGCCAAAAGAAAUUGUUUUGUGGCUUAAAUAAAACGAGAAGAUUUUUUUGUAAACCGAAAUAAAAAUAUAAUAAUAACAAAAAUCUUAGUGUAUUUACUUAAGAAGGCUAAAAGAAAUUGUUUGGCUAAAAUUAUUUAAAAAAGAAAUUAUCAUAAUUUUUAUUGCAACUUAACGGUUUUCUGUUUUUGAAAAAGAUUUUAAAAUUUUAAUAACAAAAAAAAAGUUUAAAUUAUAAAUAUUAAACGGUAAUAAAAUUUAAACGCGUCAUAAAAAGUCAUUCUUUUGCCGGAGUUUAUAUUCUUUUUUGUUAAAGAAAAAGUGCUGGUUUUUUGUGGUUUAAUUUUCAAUUAAAAUUUUGUAAAAUUUUUUUUCCUGUUCCAAGUGGUCAUUACACAUUUAGUGCCAAAUUUCUUUGCUUUACCCGUUGUUGUUGUUUAAGUGUUAUUUUUCUUUUAGUGUUUGGAGUAUUUUUCUCCUUUAACAAGAAGUUAACAGAAAAUAAAACUUUUUUAUAAUUUUUUUUUUUUGUGAUUUUUUUCUGUAUGCAAAAGUGGAAAUAAUUACUUUGGCUUUAUACGUCUGUUUAAUAUCAUCAAGUGAAAAUUAUUUAUUUUGUUUUAAAACAACCAAACGUCAGAUUCCAGGCAACAAGGAGCAAAACCGCUGAGGAGACCCCAGCUCAAACAGCUCUAGAUUAAGGAAAUCUUAAAACAAACUAAAACUCCUCCAAAAUAAAACUACCAUCAUGAAAGUUGCUAAAUUUAUGUGUCAUAUAACAAUAAUUGUUUUAUGUUGUGUUUUAUCAGUUUUAGCUGAAACACUAGACACAAGACAUUUACAAAAGCAACAUCUAAAACAUUUAGCACAACAACAACAAACACAUCAACAUCCACAUCAUCAUCGACAACAUCUAACAAAAGUAAAACAACAAUUAUUAAGCAGCCCCAUCAGUACAGCUAGACAAUCUAGAAAAUUAGAUAUAAAAUCACCAACAGCUUCAAUAGCCACACAUCUAGAAAAUCCCAAUAGUCAAGUGGAACUUAUUGAACAUGUUAAGAAUAGCAUACCAAAGAAUACAACAGCACUUGGCAGCUCCACUAAAUUAAGACGUGUAAGUGCUAAAGAUUAUUACAAUAAAUCCAUACAAAGACGUUAUAAUGCUCGUCGUAAUGCCCACGAUGAUUGGGCCUAUAAUACCUAUAAUGUUCAUACAAACACUUUCGGUCCUACACAAACUCAAUCACAUGCCGGUAAGGGUGAUGAUAAUAGUGAUGAUGUGGAAUUUGUUAGUAAUACAGGGGUAAAAUCUUUACCUGAUUGGUCGAGACGUGGUUAUGGUCCAGCAAUGGUACCAACUUCGGCUCCUACACGUAAGACAACAACUACAACUUUGGCCCCACCUGCCAUGAUACCCGCAAGACGUGGUUAUCCUUUGGCACCACCCACCAGUGCGGGGUCUGACGCACCCACUACUGAAGAUCCUUUUGAAACGAAUGUUAUUAGUAGAAAUCCUAGUGGUAUGGAUCCAAAGGAUAUGGAAAAACGUCACAUUUGCGUGCAACAGCGUACGGUAACAAUGCCCGUAAAAUCAACUGAAGUUUAUACACGUCCAAUUUGGAAACAUGUCAGUACGCCGUGUCAACCGCAAACGCAUGUGAAUCAAAUGUGUACACGCGUCCAGUUGGUGCACGAACAAGCGUUUCGCGAUGUAAUACGUCACAAAUCAGCUCAACAGGUCACCUAUGAUUGUUGUACAGGUUGGAUGCGUGAAUCACCGCAUGCUGAUGGUUGCAUGAAACCAAUUUGUGCAGCUCGCUGUCAAAAUGGUGGCACCUGUAUGGGUCCCGAAACCUGCUCCUGUCCGGCGGGUUUUAGUGGUCGCUAUUGUGAGCACGACAUUAAUGAGUGUAAAGAAGAGAAACCCUGUGAUCAAACCUGUAUUAAUACGGUGGGUUCCUACUAUUGCAAGUGUCGUGAAGGCUUCUCUUUACAGGCCGAUCAGCAAAGUUGUAAAAAAAUAGAUUUACACCAUGAUGAUGCAUUUGAAGCACGCGAUUUAGAAAAUGAAAUAGAAACACAAGAAGACAUCACAGCCAGAUUACAAAAGAUUGAAAAACAAUUGGCCAACGAAAGAGUGCAGGCGAAUGAAUUGCACAAAACAUUGCAGUCGACUUAUACAAUGGUGGAUUUAUUAAAAAAUCGUUUAGUUAAUUUGGAAAAACAACAAUUGGACUAUAAUCGUUUGCAGACAAAUUUAUAUAAUACAGAAUCUCGUACUCUUAAGCUAGAGGGCAUGGUUAAUUUAUUAAUGAAAUGUCGAAAUGGUCCCAAUGCUCAUUGUCCUUAGAAAUUUUAAAUCCACUAUUAAGAAAAAAAGUUUUAUUAUUAAAACAAUUUAGUUUUAUUUUUCUUUCUUAAGUUAAACAAAUCACACACACACAGAACUGCAUUUCUUUCUCGUUUAGAAAUUUUUUUUUUUUACUUAAUUUACUUUUUCGCUGUAAGUCUAGUUUAAGGCUUAUAAAAAGGGAAAUCCUAUGAUAGGAUUAUAUUUUAAUUUAAAAUGUUUGUAUGUAAUAUUAUUUAUGUAAGUAAAUCUUCCCAAAUUUCUUUGCUCUUUUCUUUAGUAUUUUUUUGUGUACUUAUACAUUCAUUACCUUGUCUUCUUAUGUGUCAUCAUUCCCUAACAUUUUCUUUGUAUUAUUGUUCGCUCGAAAUUUUGAAAAUUAUGAAAAAAGAAAACAAAAUCUUUAAGUUAAAGAGAAAUAUUUUCAAAAAAUAAUAUAACCGUUAUUUUGCACGUUUUAAUUGUUUAAGUAAAGGUUACCAUAUUUCUAAUUUUUUUUUUCUUUUAUUUGGAAAAAAUCGAUAAUGUAAAGCUUUUAUAUGCUUAGUUUUUAGAGAACUUUUAUUUUUUGU